AUGGCCCGAAAAAGGGUGAGUGCUGAGGAAGUCUUGGCACAGGUGUUAGAAAGUGACGAUGAGGAGUUAGAUGAAAGUGACUACGGUCACGAUAGUGAUUUUGAGAGUGAGAAUGAGUCGGAAAGUGGGGCGAGUGAUGGUGACAGUAGCGGUGAUGAUGUACAUGAUGCACAGCCUGUAUUACAUGCACAGGGUCCUCCACCGCCACCUGCUGCUAGGGGGCGGCCCGCCCGUGGUCGUGGAAGAGGUGGUGGCAUUAGGAGAGCUCCGGAUAUGGUUAUUCCACCCCCCUUGACUAGGGAUACUGCUCGUUUUACUGCAACUGAUUUCAAUCCAAGGAGAGAUCCUGGGCCUACUGCUAUUCCUGAUAAUAUAAAUGAUGAAAGUACCCCACUACAGUUCUUCUCAUUGUUUUGGGAUGACGUUCUUUGGGAACUGUUAGCAACCGAGACGAACAGGCAGGCUGCCCAUCUAAAAACUGCUAAGCCUAACAAUUAUGUUGCUAAAAACUGGACAGAUUGUACUGUCAUUGAAAUAAAAGCCUUCUUCGGCCGUAGGGUGGCUAUGGAAAUGCUUAUCCAUAAAGACAGGUAUGAACAGUAUUGGAAGGUGAAAAAGAACAUGUUGACAGUCACACCAGGGUUCCCAAAAGUGUUUUGUCGUGAUCGGUUCUUGGCAAUCUGGUCAGUCUUGCAUUGUGUUGAUGAACAGGACCCAGCUUUAGAUAAAACUGAUAAGAUAUACAAGUCAAGGCCAAUUUUCAACUACAUCCUUGAGAGAUUCAAGAGGCAUUACACACCCGAACAAGAGCUGUCCCUGGAUGAAGGGAUGAUCCCUACCAAGAACUCUUUGUCAAUAAGACAAUACAUAAAGGAUAAACCUAUAAAGUGGGGCAUCAAAACUUUCCUUCUCACAGACAGUGAAAAUGGAUUCAUAAUAGAUGCAGAGGUGUACACAGGAUAUGCCGAUAACAUCACACGUCAAGUGGUCAAGCUUGUUGAAAGUGGCCAAACAUUUACUUUGGAUGAGGAUCCACCGUCUCUCUGUGCGAAAUACGAGCGACCAGCCAGCAAGGACCAGGCAAUUGCAGAACACCAUGCCCAUGCUCGUUUUAGGCAGUCCAACACCAAGUAG
Molecule: messenger RNA, 1134 nt
Organism: Lineus longissimus
Lineage: Eukaryota; Metazoa; Nemertea; Pilidiophora; Heteronemertea; Lineidae
Product: piggyBac transposable element-derived protein 4-like
Exons: 2
Coding region: 1-1134 (377 amino acids)
Source: RefSeq, a predicted model, not a curated record